AUGACACGUCGUUAGAAUGAUUAUAAAUUUGAAUUCCUCAUUCCGGGGUGAACGGAGUUUCUCAGUGUAUAAGCAGUCCUUUUAAGUCUACAACAACAACAACAGCAAUUUGAGUUUCAAAAUGACUCAUUCGCUGUUGGCUUGGGUUGCACGUGCUGCCUUCUUCAUCGUGAUGAUCCUUCAGUAUAUCUCCUUCGCUUCGUAUCCAGCACGCUACGAAAAUCAAAAUGGCUGGUAUGCUUUACUUCUUCUCUACAUCCCAUCCUUGAUUCUCUGGUUUCUCGUCGUGUGCAAUGAAAAGCUCAUCACCUGGGUAUUUUCCGUUUGGGGUCUGUACGUAUGGCUUGCUUUAGUGCCCAUAAUUGGAAUAAUAUUUGGGCGAAUCGAAGAAAAAAUCGAGAAGGAUUUGUUCUUUGGACCAGAUGUCUUGACCAUGACCCUUUGCCUAACACCGCUCCUUUUGUUGCUGUUGCUUAACACAUUUGAAAUAGAAAGUAAAGGCAGAGAGCUCGUAUUAAAGCUGGCCUUCCAAAUAACAUUAGAUCUCUUCGACGGAAUUGAAAUGCUGCAAGUUAUUCUGGAGGAAAGUGAAGUUAGCAUUCCCAGGAGCUUUGAGAACGCUAUCAUUGCCUUCGUCUGCAUAAGUUUUAUGCUUUCGCAUUUUCAAUUGGAGGAGAACAGGUUUUUGGACACGUCUAUUUACAAGUACUUAGCCGUCAUUCGUAUCACCCUUCAGAUUUUACUCGGUAAUUGUGUGUUUUUAGGCCUUCGUUUGGCUCUGUUCUUUAAGUUCAAGAGAAAUGCGUCAAUUUUCAUCGCCAAGAAUGGCAUUUUGAUCAUUCAUGGGAUUUUGGAGAUUUUUCAGUGUUGUAAGGAUUAGUUAGGAAGUCUAGGAAACAAGAUGGACUAACUGUCCAAUUAAAGCACGAUCGCAUAUUCGACAACUUUAAGCUCCUUUGCAAAGUAGUGAAUUUUUGUAGUUUGUUUAUCCUUUAGCCGUUCGGCGGACUCGGAUUGCAAAUUAAAUUUUUUGUUUUAACACAAUAGCGUGGGUGUGCCUGAUUUGCGGUUUAUUAUGUCACCUAACGUAAACAAAAGAGGGGAAAGGGAGGGGAGAAUGGUGACGUUGGCACCCUCUGUUAAGUAUGUUUACAUGAAACAAUGCUCCUUAUCCCCUCCCCGCUUCACUCCCGCAAAGCUUUUUAAAGGAAACAAAUUUACUUCCUCUUUUAAAUUAUGAGCCCCGCUGAGUUUUCAGAAAGCCUGACCAUGCUUGGGUUGCUUAAAAUACUUCAAACAUCUAGUGAAGGGUUGAAUACAUCACAGGAGGCUCAAACUCACAUCUCGAGAAAAAGCCAAUGAUUAAUUCAUGAAAGCGUCACGCGUUGAGUG
This is a messenger RNA of Pocillopora verrucosa, 1392 nucleotides long. Lineage: Eukaryota; Metazoa; Cnidaria; Anthozoa; Scleractinia; Pocilloporidae. The record is from RefSeq and is a predicted model, not a curated record.